Molecule: messenger RNA, 4867 nt
Organism: Microtus ochrogaster (prairie vole)
Lineage: Eukaryota; Metazoa; Chordata; Mammalia; Rodentia; Cricetidae
Gene: Dlgap1
Product: DLG associated protein 1
Exons: 16
Coding region: 946-4041 (1031 amino acids)
Biological process (GO): signaling
Cellular component (GO): glutamatergic synapse; postsynaptic specialization
Molecular function (GO): molecular adaptor activity
Source: RefSeq, a predicted model, not a curated record
GCCUGCGCCUCCCCGCGGCCCGGGACGCACGUGCCUGGGCCAGGGCCAAGGCCAGUGGCCACUCCGUAGUAGCCGGGGCGGGUGGGGAGCGACUGGCUCGCGGCCGCGGCCGUCGCCCGCCCGCCGGCUCCGGUGGUUGGGUGGAGGAAGCGCGGGACUCCUCCUCCCCGCCGUAUUAACAUGCACCCAGGGGCGGGUGACCAGCCCAGCCUCGCCGCCCCUGCCCGCCGCUGCGUCCCGGCGCUCAGUCUCCGCGCCAGAGGCGAGCCUUGCGCUCUGGGCGCCGCAAUCGAGAGGACACGGCCUCGCAGACACCUUCCUCCGGCGGGGAGCGGCAGGAGCGGCAGCGCCUGGCUGGGCGCCUUCCCAUCACCUCGCUGAGGGGCGUCCCCGGCCGCGGGACCACCGUUCUGGCCCGAGCUCCGAGGUUCGUAGGACGGACGGACAGACGGACAGACGCCACCAGCGAGUUCCGGACUGGAACUGAGGGCAGCGGCAAGAAACAGUGGGUGGUACUGCUGGACCACUUCUAGUGACAACAGUUCGUACCUUUUCCUGGGACACUUUCUUCAGAAGACCAGCACACAUCCAGUUUGCUCGGCUAUCCUCCCAAAUUAACAGGGUUCUUCUAGAGUGGACAUCUUUAGUCUCACCAAGACUGAGCAGUUGAGCAUCACAUACCAGGAGUGACAUCCGCAUACCAAUAUCAGCAACGGCGGCAACUUGAAGCUUGUAUCUCCUUCUGGAUUGGAAGCAAUAGAAAUGAAAGGGUGAUCGUCAAAGGUUACAUCUGCUCUGGGACGUGCUGAAUGUCACUCGAAGGUCCCUGUGUCUGCUUCAGAGAACUCCUGUUGAAUGACAAGGACCCUGAGCACAGUUUUUUCCCAAGACGGGUCUGGAACUUAACGGGGUUCCCAUGACCCCUGCGAUUGCUUCCAGUCAGCAAUGAAAGGGUUAUCGGGUAGCCGCAGCCACCACCACGGGAUCACCUGCGAGUCGGCCUGUGACUCACUGUCACACCACUCAGACCACAAGCCCUACUUGCUGAGCCCCGUGGACCACCACCCCGCGGACCAUCCUUACUACACCCAGCGGAAUUCCUUCCAGGCCGAGUGUGUGGGGCCCUUCAGCGACCCGCUGGCCAGCAGCACGUUCCCACGCAGGCACUACACCUCACAACAGGAGCUGAAGGACGAGAGUGCCCUGGUGCCACGCACACUGGCCACCAAGGCCAAUCGCAUCCCAGCCAACCUGUUAGAUCAGUUUGAAAGGCAGCUGCCCCUCAGCCGAGAUGGCUACCACACGCUCCAGUACAAGCGCACCGCUGUGGAGCAUCGCAGCGAUAGCCCAGGCCGCAUCCGCCACCUGGUCCACUCGGUCCAGAAGCUCUUCACCAAGUCGCAUUCCCUGGAGGGGCCGUCCAAAGGGAGUGUCAAUGGGGGCAAAGCCAGCCCCGACGAGUCGCAAACUGUGAGAUAUGGCAAGCGCAGCAAGAGCAAGGAGAGGCGGUCAGAGUCCAAGGCCAGAUCCAAUGCCUCCAAUGCUUCCCCAACCUCUCCCAGCUGGUGGAGCUCAGAUGACAACCUAGAUGGGGACAUGUGCCUCUACCACACGCCCUCGGGUGUGAUGACCAUGGGCAGGUGCCCCGACCGCUCCGCUUCACAGUACUUCAUGGAAGCCUACAACACCAUCAGCGAGCAGGCGGUGAAGGCCUCCCGGAGUAACAAUGAUGUCAAGUGCUCCUGUGCUAACCUGCCGGUAGUCAGUCUGGAUGCCCCGCUUCUGAAGAAGAGUGCCUGGUCCUCCACUCUCACCGUGAGCAGAGCCCGAGAGGUUUACCAGAAAGCCUCGGUGAAUAUGGACCAGGCCAUGGUGAAGUCUGAAGCUUGUCAACAGGAACGGUCCUGCCAGUACCUACAGAGCAAGCUAAAAAGGCUGCAGGGACACUUAAGCCAAGUCGUAUUUGUCAAGGUGAAAGCUGUGUGGAGCAGAAAAGCAGUUCUCCCAGCCACAAAGAAGAUGCGAAGGAGCAGAGUUCCCCAAGAUGAAUGGACAGGGUACACACCUCGUGGGAAAGAUGAUGAGAUUCCAUGCCGAAGGAUGCGAAGUGGCAGCUACAUCAAAGCCAUGGGGGAUGAGGACAGCGGAGACUCAGACACGAGCCCCAAGCCUUCUCCCAAAGUGGCUGCGCGGAGAGAAAGCUAUCUCAAGGCUACACAGCCCUCCCUCACAGAGCUCACCACACUCAAGAUCUCCAAUGAACACUCACCCAAACUCCAGAUCCGGAGUCACAGUUACCUGAGGGCCGUGAGUGAAGUCUCCAUCAACAGAAGCCUGGACAGCCUGGACCCUGCAGGCUUGCUCACAUCGCCAAAGUUCCGCUCCAGAAAUGAGAGCUACAUGCGCGCCAUGAGCACCAUCAGCCAGGUGAGCGAGAUGGAGGUGAACGGACAGUUCGAGUCCGUGUGUGAGUCUGUGUUCAGCGAGCUGGAGUCGCAGGCUGUGGAAGCUCUCGACCUGCCUAUGCCUGGCUGCUUCCGCAUGCGGAGCCACAGCUAUGUGCGGGCCAUCGAGAAGGGCUGCUCCCAGGAUGACGAGUGCGUCUCACUGAGGUCGUCCUCCCCUCCCCGCACAACCACCACGGUGAGGACCAUCCAAAGCAGCACCGGUGUCAUAAAACUGAGUUCUGCCGUUGAAGUGUCAUCUUGCAUUACAACAUAUAAGAAGACACCACCUCCAGUCCCACCCAGAACUACCACGAAACCUUUCAUUUCUAUCACAGCCCAGAGUAGUACAGAGUCUGCCCAGGAUGCCUACAUGGACGGACAGGGCCAGCGCGGAGACAUGAUCAGCCAGUCUGGCCUCAGCAACUCCACCGAAAGCCUGGACAGUAUGAAGGCUCUGACGGCCGCCAUCGAGGCCGCAAAUGCCCAGAUCCACGGCCCAGCGAGUCAGCACAUGGGCAAUAAUGCCGCUGCUGCCACCACUGCCACCACCAUAGCCACUGUCGCCACCGAGGACAGGAAGAAAGACUUCAAGAAAAACCGAUGCCUCUCUAUUGGGAUACAGGUGGAUGAUGCUGACGAGCCUGAGAAGCCAGGGGAGAAUAAGGCGCCCAGUAAGUUCCAGUCCGUGGGAGUGCAAGUCGAAGAGGAGAAGUGCUUCCGCAGGUUCACUCGGUCCAACAGUGUGACCACCGCAGUGCAGGCUGACCUGGACUUCCAUGACAAUCUGGAAAAUUCUCUGGAAUCUAUAGAGGACAAUUCGUGUCCCGGCCCGAUGGCCAGGCAGUUCUCCCGGGACGCCAGCACAUCCACUGUCAGCAUCCAGGGUUCAGGAAACCAUUACCACGCCUGCGCGGCCGAUGAUGACUUUGACACGGAUUUUGACCCCUCCAUCCUUCCUCCUCCGGACCCCUGGAUUGACUCUAUCACAGAAGACCCUCUGGAGGCCGUUCAAAGGUCCGUGUGCCACCGGGAUGGCCACUGGUUCCUGAAGCUUCUCCAGGCAGAGCGGGACCGCAUGGAAGGCUGGUGCCAGCAGAUGGAGAGGGAAGAGCGGGAAAACAACCUCCCGGAGGACAUUCUAGGGAAAAUCCGAACCGCUGUGGGCAGCGCCCAACUUCUCAUGGCGCAGAAAUUCUACCAGUUCAGAGAGCUGUGUGAAGAGAACCUGAAUCCCAAUGCGCAUCCAAGACCCACUUCCCAGGAUUUGGCGGGGUUUUGGGACAUGCUGCAGUUGUCCAUAGAAAAUAUUAGUAUGAAAUUUGACGAACUUCAUCAGUUAAAGGCCAAUAAUUGGAAACAGAUGGAUCCUCUUGACAAGAAGGAGCGAAGGGCCCCUCCUCCAGUGCCAAAGAAGCCGGCGGCGAAGGGCCCCGCGCCGCUGAUCCGGGAGCGCUCGCUGGAGAGCUCGCAGCGCCAGGAGGCCCGCAAGCGCCUGAUGGCUGCCAAGCGUGCCGCAUCGGUCCGCCAGAACUCGGCCACCGAGAGCGCAGAGAGCAUCGAGAUCUACAUCCCCGAGGCGCAGACCCGGCUCUGAGCGCCGCAGAGGACCGUCCCGCCGCCCUGCCCUCGGCCGCCUCCCCGUUCCCCUCCGUCUCUGAGCUCAGUGACCGCCACCUUCCUGGCGUAGCUGUCCACCUCGCAGGAGCCGCCCCCUUCCUGGACCGCUUGGCCCAUCUUCUCCACCGAGCUUUGCUCCCCUGUCCUGAAGCCUCAUGCAGACAUCCAAACCCUUUCUUUUCUGGAACAAGCAAACCCACCUGUGUAGAAAAGACACCUUGUAGGUCACUCACCUUCCUCAGUUCUUUCAAGCUAGUGUGUCCCUAGAACUCAGCAAUAUAAAUCCAUAGGGUAUUUCAGAAACCCGGUAUCCUCUGAGACUUAACCGUCUUCCACGUGAAAGAAACGAGGGCUCGCGUCCCUUUAUUUGCCCCCAAACAGUUAUUUUUACAAGCAGGCAGAUCGCUUUAUUUCUUAUAUCAGAAAUCACACCGUCUUGUCGGAAUCCAUGGUGACCAAGAGAGAGGGACCAAAGCUGACCUGGGGUUGGGGGCCUGGGUGUUGGAGAAGGGCAAAGUGUGUACCUUCGCAGCUGUACAAACUGCCUCUCUGGUACUUCAUUCAAACCGCUUCAGAUGUUUCAAUCAGCAGAAGAUUGUAAAUUCGAUCUUUCAGGGAAAUUCAUCUAUUCUGAAAGGCAAUAAAAUGAAGAAAGUUAAGGCAAAGGAAGGUUUAAGAUCCUAUAUAAGGAAUCUGUUUAUUUCUCUUAUUAUUAAGAAAAUUUAGACCUGAAAUGUUUUGUUAACUUUUCUUGUACUCUGUGUAUUAUAAUGUCAUGGCCGUUGUUUUUAAAUGGGGGGGCG